AUGCCCGACGACCAUGCCCAGGCUCCCCAGUAUGUCCGGGCUUCCACGCCGGACCGCGUCUCGCGCUCAUCCUUCUCUUCAAUCCGCGAAAACGACUGCAUCCUUGCGCAGACAUUUUCAUCAUCCAAGAUCUCUUCCUACUACACCCUCGACUCCUCCGACGACUAUUCCAGCGCCGACGAGGCCGCCGUCGACCUCCGCUCGCGCAGUCCUAGCCCUGACGCCGACGUCCUGCAACUGAAGAGCAGGAAGAGAGUUCGGAUUACCGACGGCCACAACAAUACCCAGUCCGAUCACCAACAACAAUAUCAACAACAAAGACAACAACAACAACAGCAACAACAACAACAAAACAAUCCCGAGAGUACCACACAACCAUACAAGGGUACCAUGAUCCAGGCUCAGUUCCAACCUCCCAUCACCAACCCCCACAGCAAGCUCCUGGGUUAUUGGACUCCCGCAGAGUCCUUCAGGGGCUGGAAGGGCAUCGAGGUGAAGGGCAAGCUCGCCAGCAAGAGCUUUGGCGAUCUCCAGAUCCUGCACCAUGUCUUCUCCCAGCCGACCCCCAGCCAGCGGGCUGGUGCCAAAGGCAAGGAGCAGAACAAGGGCGUGAACAAGCCAGGCCAGGCGCCCAUCGAGAGGUUGCCGCCUGAGAUUUUGACCUCCAUCAUAGAGCUCCUCGCCCUCGACGUCCCCCCCAACGGUGUUACCCGCCGUAACGUCGACCUCAUGUCCCUGCUCCUGACCUCCAAGACCCUGCACUACGCAACCCUCACAACCCUCUACAGCAAAAUCACCAUCCCACACUCCCGCAUCUUCCGCAAAUUCCUCAACCACGUCGCCGCCCACCCUACGCUCGGUACCAUCGUCCGCCGCCUCGACUUCUGCCACUUCAACCCGGGCCAGCUCUUCUUGACAGCCGCCGAGCGCUCGCAAGCUCGCAACUUGACGUCUGAGACGUUGCUCCAGUGCCUUGAGCUCACCCCCAACCUGCAAGAGUUCCUCGCCCAAGAGUACAUCGACGAUGACCUCAGCGAGGCUGUCCUCCGCAAGCUGUUCUUGGGUCUCCCCCGCAUCAAGGCCCUCGAUUUCUGCGGCUGCACGUCGGCGAAGUUCAAGAACGCUUUUAGUGCCGCCAUCACCGGGCCCGACUGGCCCGUGGCGCUAACUAUUAGGCGUCUCUCCUUCCACAAGUGCCUUACCCUCCCCUCGAGCGUGUUUGAACACAUCUUGCCGCGCUGCCCGCGCCUCACGCACUUGGAUGUCGCCGGGACGAGGGUGACGGAUGCAGCCCUGCAUAGCAUCCCCGCCUCGGCGCGCAUCACGCAUCUCAAUCUCGCCAAGUGCACUCUCUUGUCCGCGAGAGCGGUCAUCGACUUUUUGGCGCAUCACCCCGCCGCGCGGGAGCUUGUGUUUUUGAGUCUAGCGACGGAUGCGCGCUCGCAUGAGCUGUUUGAUGCCGAGCACGUGUCUGAACUGCUGCCCCUCCUCCCGCCGACGCUGAAGAGUCUGAGUUUGAAGGGCGCCCGCAUGGAGAAGGAGCAUAUCAGGGGCUUGAGGAGGCUGAGCAAGCACCUGGAGGAGUUGGCGGUCGGUAGGGGCUUGACGUUGAGCGACGUGAAUCGGCUUUUUGUGCCGGAUGAGCCGGCUUCUGAGGGCGAAGCGGUGCAGAUGCAGCUGGAUUGGGUGCCGCACUCGCUAAGAUAUAUUGAUCUCUCCGACUUCUGGGGGACGGAGCUCGAUCUGGUGUAUCUCGUUUCUUCCUCGGAGUGUGCCAUCCUCAAGUCGUUCUCGGAACCCCUUGAAGUUGUCGAGCUCGCGGAGGAUGUGUUCCGGCGGGUUAGCAAGAGCGGAGUGGCGCAUAGCUUGCAGCGCAUGGGAUGGCGGUUGAGCGAAGUGGGGAGCAGAGGAUGGAUCGUGAGGGAUACGAAGGGCAAGAAGAGAGAUGAUGGACGGAGGAGGUGGAAGAUGGGUGCGGAGAGUUGGGGAAUGAGGAAGAUCCCUGUGGCGAGGGCUGAGGUCGGUGGGAUGUAUGGGAGUUUUAUGUUUGGGAGGAAGCUUUAA
Messenger RNA from Thermochaetoides thermophila DSM 1495, 2064 nucleotides. RefSeq lists its product as uncharacterized. The coding region runs from base 1 to 2064 and encodes 687 amino acids. The transcript is spliced from 2 exons. The record is from RefSeq and is a predicted model, not a curated record. NCBI's taxonomy places the organism in Eukaryota, Fungi, Ascomycota, Sordariomycetes, Sordariales, Chaetomiaceae.